AUGUCGUCUGUUACUGAAAACGGAGAUGUUACUGCUGGAAAGCCAAAUGAAGAGAAAACAUAUAAAAAGACUGCAUCCUCAGCUAUUAAAGGUGCUAUCCAGCUGGGAAUAGGAUACACAGUAGGAAACCUUACAUCAAAACCCGACAGAGAUGUUCUUAUGCAAGACUUCUAUGUAGUGGAAAGUGUCUUCCUACCAAGUGAAGGGAGCAAUCUCACCCCUGCUCAUCAUUACCCUGACUUCAGAUUUAAGACGUAUGCACCUCUUGCCUUCCGCUAUUUCAGAGAACUUUUUGGUAUCAAGCCUGAUGAUUACUUGUACUCAAUCUGCAGUGAGCCUUUAAUUGAAUUAUCCAACCCAGGUGCCAGUGGGUCCCUAUUUUUUGUAACCAGUGAUGAUGAGUUCAUCAUCAAAACAGUUCAACACAAAGAGGCUGAGUUUCUUCAGAAGCUCUUGCCGGGUUAUUAUAUGAAUCUGAACCAGAAUCCAAGGACUCUUCUACCCAAAUUUUAUGGGCUGUACUGCGUUCAGUCAGGAGGCAUUAAUAUUAGAAUUGUUGUAAUGAACAAUGUUUUGCCACGAGCCUUGAAAAUGCAUUUCACAUAUGACUUGAAAGGCUCCACAUACAAACGGAGAGCAUCAAGAAAAGAGAGGGAGAAGUCCAACCCUACAUUCAAAGACUUGGAUUUCUUGCAAGACAUGCAUGAAGGGUUGUAUUUUGACUCUGAAACACAUGGUGCACUAAUGAAAACACUACAGCGGGAUUGUCGAGUUCUAGAAAGUUUUAAGAUCAUGGAUUACAGUCUGCUACUGGGAAUCCACAUACUGAACAGUAACAUGAAGGAGAAAGAGGGAGAGAGUUCCCAGAGUGCAUCGGAUGCGAAACGUCCUGGAGGGCAGAAAGUUCUCUAUUCCACAGCCAUGGAGUCUAUACAGGGCCCUGGGAAGUCAGGGGACUCUGUCACCACAGAGACAACAAACACAAUGGGAGGUAUUCCAGCUAAAAGCCAUAAAGGAGAAAAGCUGCUUCUAUUUAUGGGUAUUAUUGAUAUUCUCCAGUCUUAUAGGUUAAUGAAGAAGCUGGAACAUUCUUGGAAAGCUCUUGUUUAUGAUGGGGAUACUGUUUCAGUUCACCGACCAAGUUUUUAUGCAGACAGAUUUUUAAAGUUUAUGAGUACAAGAGUUUUCAAGAAAGUUCAAGCUUUAAAGUCUUCACCUUCAAAGAAACGGUGCAAUUCCAUCACAGCCCUAAAGGCAACAUCACAAGAAAUAGUGUGUGCGGUUAGCCAGGAGUGGAAGGAUGAAAAGCAUGGCAUUCUUGCUGAAGGACAAAGCUACGCCAGCCUUGAUGAAGAAGUACUAGGGUCACGCCACCGGCCGGAUCUAGUGCCGAGCACUCCAUCUCUGUUUGAAGCGGCUUCCUUGGCAACCACAAUUUCUUCUUCUUCCUUGAAUGUAGAUGACCAUUAUCAAUGUGAUCAACCCAUGCUCUAUUCUAGCAGUAAAGGGUUGCCUUCGAGUUCAACAUUCACUUUAGAAGACAGUGCCAUCUAUUUGACUUCAGAACAGAGCACACUGGAAAUGGAAAAUGAUAAUGCUUCAGUUUUGGAUGUCUACUUAUAACAAAGAAUACACGAAGAGUAAAACUAAGAGAAGUGACCGUGGUUAAAGAAGAGCACUUUCUGCACUCCUGAUUUAAGAAGGAGGAAUUUGCUGAGCCUAAUAGACAAAGAGUCAUAAUCAACUGAACUUAUUCUAAGAACUAUCAGGAUCUUUGAACCAUAGAAAGGAUGAUGGAGUUGGCAAAAAUGACGUGAAACAUUCCACACUGCUAUCAUCUGCUGUUGCUUGCUGAACUGUGAAGAACUGUGUAUUCAGGCUGCUUUCUACUCUAUUGCCGAUCACCUUUUUUGGACUUGAAAGUGAUAUUUUCUUAUCAACUCUCUAGUGGUUUCAUUUGCAUGUGUUCUGUAACUAUGCACAAAGCAAAAUCUAUUAUCUGCUUUACCUGUUUAAAAAUAAGCACAGUGGUGAAUAAAAUAAAUUUAAUUUGUUUUGACCCUUCCAUUCUAAUCACUUAGGUCCAUGUCAGUGGAAAUUGGAAUUUGUCAUACAAGGGUUAGGGUAAACCUCUGCACAUACUAUAUGAAAAUGAGCCUCUAAAGAUAUUUUCACUGUUAGUGAAAAGGAGAAAAAAAAAAAAAAAAGCUAUUUAUAACAAGGCCUUAUGUUGUGUACAUAUAUUGCCUUUGAAAUAUUUUUGAUUUUAGUUUAUUGUAAAAGAGAAAUUAUAUAAUUUAUUUAGUAAAUACUACUGUAAACUAUAGUUUUAUUGAUGAAUAAAAUAUUUUGUUCUCAAGACUA
Messenger RNA from Nipponia nippon (crested ibis), 2364 nucleotides. The record is from RefSeq and is a predicted model, not a curated record. NCBI's taxonomy places the organism in Eukaryota, Metazoa, Chordata, Aves, Pelecaniformes, Threskiornithidae.